AUGUUGGGAGAUAAAUCUCACGGUGUGACUCUGAAGGUUAUGGAAUACACAUACGACGAUGACCUGGAAGAGCUGUGUCCUGUGUGCGGAGACAAAGUGUCCGGCUAUCACUACGGUCUGCUCACCUGCGAGAGCUGCAAGGGCUUCUUCAAGAGGACAGUGCAGAACAACAAAAGGUACACAUGUGCGGAGAACCAGGAAUGUAAAAUAGACAAAACCCAGAGGAAGAGGUGUCCUUUCUGCCGCUUCCAGAAGUGCCUCAGCGUCGGGAUGCGACUAGAAGCGGUGCGCGCAGACCGUAUGCGUGGGGGGAGGAAUAAAUUUGGCCCAAUGUACAAGAGAGACAGGGCCUUGAAGCAGCAGAAGAAGGCUUUGAUACGAUCCAGCGGCUUCAAGCUGGAGAGCGCAGUUCCUCCACCGACCUCUCCUCUGCAGACCGACUACAGCUUCAGCGGCACCCUGCACAGCCUGCCCACCAUCUCCAAAAGCCUGCUCCCCUCCACCCCGAGCUCCAUCGCCCCCACAGACUACGAGGCCAACCUCUAUGGACCCCCCUCCCUGGGCAUGGCCAUGCAGUCCCACGUGUCCAUCACCACUCAGUACCAGUACACAGCCUUCCCCAGCAGGGCCAUCAAAGCUGAGUGUCCCGACUACACCAGCUCCCCCGAGUCUCUGACAGGAUACACCUACCCAGACAUGUACCCCUCUGCCUCACCACAGCCCCCCAGCCUUCCUCCGCUGGUGCUGGAGCUGCUGCGCUGCGAUCCAGACGAGCUGGUGGUGCAGAAUAAGAUCGUGACUCACCUGCAGCAGGAGCAAGGGGGCCGCGGCCGCCUGGACAAGCCCAGCAACUUCAGCCUCAUGUGUCGCAUGGCGGACCAGACCCUCUUCUCCAUAGUGGAGUGGGCUCGGAGCUGCAUCUUCUUCAAGGAGCUCAGGGUGGGAGAUCAAAUGAAGCUGCUCCAUAACUGCUGGUCUGAACUUCUGGUCCUGGAUCACAUUUUCAGACAAGUGCAACACGGACAGGAAGACAGUAUCCUGCUGGUGACCGGCCAAGAGGUGGAGCUGUCGUUCGUCCUGUCCCAAGCUGAGGCCACUCUGUCCGGUCUGGUCCAGAGGGGUCAGGAGCUGGCGGCGAGGCUGCGGGCGCUGCAGGUGGACCGCAGAGAGAUCGCCUGUCUGAAAUUCCUCCUCCUUUUCAACCCAAACGUGAAGCUCCUGGAGGACCAGGCGUUUGUGGAGGGCGUCCAGGAGCAGGUGAACGGGGCUCUGCUGGAGUACACUCUGUCCACCUACCCUCAGUUCCAGGAGAAGUUCACCCAGCUGGUGGUGCGUCUGCCGGAGCUGCGCUCUCUGAGCUCGCAGGCCGAGGACUACCUGUGCUACAUGCACCUGAGCGGAGAGGUGCCCUGCAACAACCUGCUCAUCGAGAUGCUGCACGCAAAACAAGCGUGUGUGUGAGGGAUGCUCUGCUGUCAUGUGUGUGUGUGUGUGUGUGUG
Messenger RNA from Labrus bergylta (ballan wrasse), 1500 nucleotides. Its product is annotated as nuclear receptor subfamily 5 group A member 2. Gene Ontology annotation, cellular component: RNA polymerase II transcription regulator complex. Gene Ontology annotation, biological process: regulation of transcription by RNA polymerase II; tissue development; hormone-mediated signaling pathway. The record is from RefSeq and is a predicted model, not a curated record. Gene Ontology annotation, molecular function: RNA polymerase II cis-regulatory region sequence-specific DNA binding; zinc ion binding; nuclear receptor activity. Lineage: Eukaryota; Metazoa; Chordata; Actinopteri; Labriformes; Labridae.